Molecule: messenger RNA, 3887 nt
Organism: Odontomachus brunneus
Lineage: Eukaryota; Metazoa; Arthropoda; Insecta; Hymenoptera; Formicidae
Gene: RpIII128
Product: DNA-directed RNA polymerase III subunit RPC2
Biological process (GO): DNA-templated transcription
Cellular component (GO): RNA polymerase III complex
Molecular function (GO): DNA-directed RNA polymerase activity; DNA binding; ribonucleoside binding
Source: RefSeq, a predicted model, not a curated record
ACGACACGUGAAAUAGCAUCCUAAAUCGUUUUAGCGCACUCAUACCCGACUAUACUCACCGGUAGAUUUAUGGCGUAUGGGGAUAACCUUUUCCCCCGGAACAGAACAGGACAGAAUACUCACAUACGAUAGAAGCACUGUUCGGCGUAGAGCCACUCACAUGAAAAGUGUGCUCAGCCAAAUAUUGAAACUGAAACUGAAACUACUCACCGGUAGCUGAGAAAAGUGAAUCAACAAAUAACACUGCAACCACGUGCAUGUACGUUUAAUUGUACAAGCACAUUUGAGUCCAGGAUGGAGAAUAAUGCGGAUGAUGACGUGAAUGGCCAAAAUCAAGAUAUCUCUAUUCUUAAAGCUGAAUUCAAGGACAAGUGGAAAUUAGUACCAAAAUUUUUGGAAAGUAGAGGUCUAGUAAAGCAUCAUAUUGAUUCCUUCAAUUUUUUUAUCCGUGAAGAUAUAAAAAAGAUUGUCAAAGCAAAUCAGGAAGUAUUUACCGAUGCAGACCCACUUUUUUAUUUAAGAUAUUUAGACAUACGUAUAGGUGAACCUGUACUUGAUGAAGCUCAUAAUGAUAUUCGUAAACUUUACCCGCAUGAAUGUCGCCUGAGAGAUUUAACUUAUGCUGCACCUAUUAUAGUAGAUAUAGAAUAUAUAAGGAGUAACCAACCAAUAAUAAAAAAUAACAUAGUAAUUGGAAGAAUGCCAAUUAUGUUGCGCAGUGCGAAUUGUAGAUUAACUGGUAUGACAACUCCGUUAUCGAAAAAAGAUGAAUGUCCUCACGAUCCUGGCGGUUAUUUUAUCAUAAAAGGACAAGAGAAAAUCAUUUUAAUACAGGAACAAAUGGUUCGGAAUAGAAUACUUUUGGAAGAAGAUAAUAAAGGAAACAUCGUUGCUUAUUGCAACAGCUCCACUCACGAAAGAAAGACUAAGACCAGUAUCUACGGGAAAUCUGGUAGAUAUUACAUGAAGCACAAUAUUUUCCAGGAUGAUAUAUUGGUAACUGUAAUUUUCAAAGCUAUGGGCAUACAGAGCGAUCAGGAGAUAAUGAUGCUGAUCGGCCAUGAGCAUGAAUAUCAAAGUAAAUUUGAGUGGAGCCUGCGAGAAUGCGAGGAUUUGAAUAUCUUCACACAGACUCAAGCGCUGAUAUAUCUUAAUAACAAGCGAACGCAACCUAGAAUUUUUAAUGCAAACGAGAUGAAAGAUGUACUAGCGACAAACGUGUUGUCGCAUGUACCAAUCAAAAAUUUCAGUUUCAAAUUGAAAACGAUCCAUUUGGCCUUCAUGGUGAGAAAAGUGAUUAUGGCGCAAUUCGACAAAAAGCUUCUCGACGAUAGAGAUUUCGUGGGAAACAAACGUCUGGAAGUGGCUGGGUCACUCCUCUCUCUGAUGUUCGAGGAUCUGUUUAAACGAUUUAAUUGGGAUCUGAAGAACAUCGCCGACAAAAAUAUCCCGAGAAUCAAGGCGGCGCAGUUCGACAUAGUCAAGCAUAUGCGACAAGAUCAGAUCACUAACGGCUUAAUCUUCGCCAUAUCAACCGGUAAUUGGAAGAUCAAGAGGUUCAAAAUGGAGAGACAAGGUGCGACGCAAGUGUUGUCACGUUUGUCUUAUAUAUCUGCAAUCGGCAUGAUGACGCGAGUCCAUUCCCAGUUUGAGAAGACCAGGCAAGUGUCUGGGCCGCGUUCGUUACAUUUGUCGCAAUGGGGCAUGCUGUGCCCGUGCGACACGCCCGAGGGAGAAUCCUGUGGUUUGGUGAAGAAUCUCGCUCUGAUGGCUCAUAUCACAACGGACGAGCCGGAGGAUCAUAUCGUACGGAUACUAUCCUGUCUCAAUGUGCAGAAUAUCAAUAUAUUUGGCGGAGAAGACAUCAACAACAAAGAGAUAUGGUUGGUUCUCCUGAACGGUGUUAUUCAGGGCAUCACAAAGCAUCACGAGAGAUUAGUGUCCCACCUGAGGGCGUUUCGCAGACAAGGCCGCAUCAGCAGUUACGUGUCGAUAUACCUGCAGGAAAGUCACAGAUGCGUCCACAUCAGCACCGACGGCGGACGAUUGUGCAGACCGUAUUUCAUCGUGCAGAACGGACGGCCCAAUGUCACGCCAGAACAUAUGCAAUUGUUUAAGCGAAAUAUUCUGAAGUUCGAGGAUUUCGUGAAGAUGGGUCUGAUCGAAUACUUGGAUGUGAAUGAAGAGAACGACACUCUUAUCGCGCUCGACGUAGAUAACAUCGAAGCCGCAACUACGCACAUGGAGAUCGAGACAUUCACUAUUCUGGGAGUGUGCGCCGGUCUGAUUCCGUAUCCACAUCAUAAUCAAAGUCCGAGGAAUACUUAUCAAUGCGCUAUGGGUAGACAGGCUGCGGGCACCAUAGGAUAUAAUCAGCGUAAACGCAUGGACACGGUGAUGUACAAUCUGGUAAAUCCGCAAAGGCCUAUAGUAAAGACGAAGACAUCCGAAAUGAUCAAAUUCAACGAAUUGCCAGCUGGCGAGAACGCAAUCGUAGCUAUCAUGUCGUACAGUGGGUACGAUAUCGAGGAUGCGCUAGUAGUCAACAAAGCAGCCCUUGAUAGAGGAUAUGGAAGGUGCUUGGUAUAUCGGAGUACGAAAGCUGUCUUGAAAAGGUAUCCUAACCAAACAUACGAUAGAAUCAUGGGCCCUGCGCUGGACAGCAAUACGAACAAGGUUGCAUGGAAACACGAUAUCCUGGACGCUGACGGGAUUGCAAUGCCCGGCGAAAGAGCGGAUGAUAAGAAAGUACUGGUGAACAAAUCAGUGCCAUCGCAAUCUAUCGAUCCGGUGAACACUGGCGAUGCUCCAGUAAAACCGCAAUAUCGCGACGCAGAAGUCUACUACAAGGGUUUGGAACCGGCAUACGUAGAGCAAUCUCUGUUAACCAGCAACGCGGACGAUUCCUUCUUGAUAAAAGUGUUGCUGCGGCAAACUCGAAGACCCGAAAUUGGUGAUAAACUUAGUAGUCGUCAUGGACAGAAAGGUGUUAUUGGUUCAAUCGUAGACCCAGAAGACCUACCGUUCAAUGAUCAAGGCAUGGUCCCAGAUAUUAUUAUGAAUCCACAUGGUUUUCCAUCCAGAAUGACAGUCGGUAAAUUGAUAGAGAUACUCGCGGGUAAAGUGGGCACUAUGAACGGUGAAUUCCAGGACGCAACAGCGUUUGGCGGCUCUAAAGUGAAAGAUCUCGCUGAAGAAAUGCAGAAGCAUGGUUACAACUACUUAGGUAAAGAUUGUUUCUACAGCGGCAUGACCGGGGAACCGUUAGAAGCAUAUAUUUAUACUGGAAUUGUUUAUUAUCAAAGAUUGAAGCACAUGGUGCAAGACAAAAUACACGCUCGUGCCAGAGGACCAAGGGUAGUGAUGACUCGACAGCCGACAGAGGGUCGUUCUAAGGAUGGUGGUUUACGUUUUGGCGAGAUGGAGCGCGACUGUCUGGUCGCUUAUGGUGCCAGCAUGUUGUUGAUAGAGAGGCUUAUGUUGUCGAGCGACGGCGUUAAAGUCGAUGUCUGUAAUAACUGCGGACUGAUGGGCUACAAUGGUUGGUGCCAAAGUUGCCGUUCUAACUCCAAUAUAUCCUCUGUUAUGAUGCCUUACGCAUGUAAACUGUUGCUUCACGAGUUACAAUCUAUGAACAUUGUACCCCGUUUGAAAUUAAAGGACUAUCGCGAAAGAAAUGCUGAAAAACGGGAAUAUAAAUACAAGUCAUAUAAAUAAAAUGUCAUUUUAUCUAUACAUAACGUAUACUUUGUAUCUCUCUUAAAACCUGUGAUACUAUGAUACUUAACAUUCACAUCUCGAUAUGCCUUGCGUGAAAAAUAUAUAAGUUAAUAAAACCUUAGUGUUUCUUGUAUAUUCUGGAAGACAAAUACAUUGGUUGUUUUUAA